CAGUAGUUCGACUCAUCAGACCCCGAACAUAUCGCUUCCAAUCACGCGAAAGUUUACGCCUCGCUGAUAUCUGUCGCAUAAGAUGACGACUCCCACGGCAGGAGGAAUCCCGGCCGACCGCGGGCCGGCUGUGGUGUUGCGUAUAUCACUUCCAUCUCAGGAUUGGCAGAAGGCAGUCAAAGCGUAUACAAAGGAGUCAAUAUGGAAACUGAAACAGCAUAUCAUGGAGAAGAUGGCCAGCGGGAUAGAAGACGCGUUGAAUUACGGGAUAUUUGUGCCUGCGGACUCAAAGACGGGGAAGCAGGGGAAAUUCCUCGAUGAGAAGCGUGAGCUGGGCUCGUUUAGCCCGGAGAAUAACUGGCUGCUGGAGUUUGUACCGAAGCAUCGAGUCUGGUCAUCUUCAGCGGCUACCGAUGCCGAUGCGGCGCCCGGAUCGCCGUCCAUCAACAGCAAAAAGAAGCAGAAGAAAUUCUUUGAGGAUGUUCAGAAGGGAAAUAUUGACAAAGUCAAGGAGCGAGGCCAGAGAGGAAUAGAUCCAAAUUUUUGGUCGGAAAGCGGAGAAUCUCCGUUGUCCGUGGCGGUCAUGAACAAUGACAAGGAAAUGAUCGGUGUGCUUCUGGAAAAUGGCGCUAUGUCGGAUUACAGAUUGGGAAAGAAAGAUGGCUGGAAAACUCCACUGCACCUUGCGGCCUUGAACAAUAAAGUCGUUGCUCUGCAAACGCUUAUUUCGUAUGGUGCAUGGAUAAACUGCCCAGACGGCGUUGGACUGACGCCGCUCUAUUACGCAACCUUACAUUUACAUGCGGAUGCCGUGCUGCGCUUGCUAGUAGCGCGGGCGGACACGGAGAUUUUUGACGAAUCUGGGAAAGGCCCUCUGCAUAUGGCAUGUUUCCACAACCAUGAGGCCAUCGCAUCCAUUUUGAUUGACCUGGGAGCAAAUCUGAACGCCCCCAACGCCGUCGGGAACACGCCAUUGCAUGUAUGCGCCACGCGAGAUGCCAAAGACUGUGCGAGGUGGCUUCUGCUUCGAGGUUGCGAAAGGGAGUUGGUCAACAAAAGUGGGCAAACUGCAGCUCAAUUGGCGGGGUUGAGCGGGAGUAGCGAAAUCGGGGACCUGAUCAAGAAGUGGACCGAUGCGCAAGUGAUCCCGCCGCCCCCGAAACCGGUGCAACCUGGGGAGGACUUGCAGCAUGUGUUGGCUGCAGUCCCUGCGAUUCCUAGAGCAGGAACCAGCACACACUCUCGAGCCGCGUCGACCGACGUUAACCAUGAUCCACGGAGGGUAUCGAUGCUUCCACCAGGAGACACGCUUCCGCGAUCGGCAUCGAAGCGAGAGUCUAUGCUGCCCGGAAGCACGUUAUCCCAUGUGGCAUCGGGCAACUCGACACCGAUUGCAAAACGAGCUAGCACCGCGACAGGGAAGAAACCAAGGAAAAGCGUAUUUUCGGGCGAGAAGUUUAUCCCACCGCCGCCGACAUCAGCUCGACCUCUGAGCGUGGUAGGCGGACCCGUGCCAGGAAGUACGAGACCGUCUUCGAUAGGUAAAGAAAACGCCUCAAAGCGUACGAGUCUCGAAGCGGGUGUUGGACAUAAAGUCUCUGAGACGCCCAGAGCGUCGGUGGCGCGCCCUCCCGACGCGCACGCAUCAGCAGGAACCAACACACCAGCAAACCUUUCUGCACAAUCAUCGGCCGGCGAUGUCAAAGCUGUACUCAACGGAACUGCGGCGGAUAACAAAGCGGCUAACCGCCGAUCGAUAAUGAACUUCAUCCCAGCGCCUGCAGGCCCGCCACCAGCGCAUCUCUUAGGGCUCGCGGCGGGGUCCAAACCGGCUGUGCCGUCCCCGCUGCAAUUUGCAGCGCCGCCACCACCCAAGCUGGCACCACCAGCGCCAGCAAGCCUGCCGCCAGCACCUAUAUUACCACCGGGACCUCAUUCGCGAGCGGCAUCCUUAGACGUGUUGCAAGAGGUCGAACCGGCAUCUGCUGUUGAAAAGCCGGAAGCUCCCGCCAGUGACGUUCCAGCGACGGACAAAUCAACCACCGAAUACGCCGCUAUGCGCGCGCAAGCGCAGCACAUCAUCACUAUGUUGCAAACCGCGCUGCAUGGGGAAGAGGAGCAUCUGGAGGUUGACCUGGAAAUGCUGCUUGACGGGUUCGGGGCGCUGGAAAAGGCGCUGGUGGACACUGAGCUCAAAUGUCGUGAAUUGGAGCUGAAGCUGAGACAGGAGGGUGGUGCUGUUAGCUGAUCACUGGCCAGGAACUCCUCUAUUGUUUCCACAUAUGUGUGGUCCUGGGCGAGCUAAAUAUGUGUAGACACUACAGCAUACACUGUCUUGCGGUUGCUGUCUGCGUCACAUGAUGGUCCUUCUGGCAAGCAUCAGACUUCAUGGUAUCGAGUAAUCUGCUCUUUUGAGAGCACAUGGGUGUCCAUUAUACCUUCACUUCUUUUUGGAAUGUUACGAAUAGUUUAACAACGUCCUUGGAUUAGAGCGGACAUGAGGAUUUUUUUUUGAAAUACAAC
Messenger RNA from Fimicolochytrium jonesii, 2523 nucleotides. RefSeq lists its product as uncharacterized. The coding region runs from base 83 to 2248 and encodes 721 amino acids. The transcript has 4 exons. Gene Ontology annotation, molecular function: ionotropic glutamate receptor binding; synaptic receptor adaptor activity. Lineage: Eukaryota; Fungi; Chytridiomycota; Chytridiomycetes; Spizellomycetales; Powellomycetaceae. The record is from RefSeq and is a predicted model, not a curated record.